UUUGGGUCGAAACUGUCGGAAGUCCGAAAUUCUUUGCACGUAACGGUUGGAACAAGCGAUCCACAGGUACCCCCUUUUGAAGCGAAGGCUCUUGUGGAGGCAUGGCGUUUUUGGAAGAGAUCAGGUAUUGGCUCACUCGAACUUGACGGGCUGACAGUGCGUGGCAGAAUGAAAGGACUUUU
Messenger RNA from Suillus subalutaceus, 182 nucleotides. RefSeq lists its product as uncharacterized. The annotation marks the transcript as partial. The record is from RefSeq and is a predicted model, not a curated record. The transcript has a single exon. NCBI's taxonomy places the organism in Eukaryota, Fungi, Basidiomycota, Agaricomycetes, Boletales, Suillaceae.